GUGAGAGACGUCGGUUGUCAUGUGCAGUCCUUCAGGCGGUCAGCUGACGCAUCCUUCUCGCUUGUUAUGUUUACUUUCUUUUGUGUAGCGCUUUAACCGGCGGUUGUUUCGACUUUUUCUGAAUGAAUGCAGCGCUAUGCUCGACCCAGGAGAGCCAUGGUCGUCGUGAACUCGGUGCUGAAGCUGCUGCAGCGGCAGACGUACACCUGUCUGUCCCACCGGUACGGACUCUACCUCUGCUUCGGGGGGCUCGUCCUCAUGAUCGUUUCCGCCUUUCAGUUUGGAGAGGUGGUGGUAGAGUGGAGCCGGGACCAGUAUCACGUGCUUUUUGACUCCUAUAGAGACAAUGUGGGUGGGAAAUCAUUCCAGAACAGACUCUGUCUGCCCAUGCCUAUUGACGUUGUGUACACAUGGGUAAACGGUACAGAUGUGGCUCUGCUGAAGGAACUGAAGGUGGUUAAAGAGCAGCUGGAGGAGGAACAAAAAGCUCUGAGGGAACAGUUGGGGAAAAAUGCAAGUGACACCACAGAAGCGCCAAAAGAUAGUGAUAAGUCUGAAUGCCUGCUGUCCCACUGCAUCGUAGCGCCCAUGUUGGCGCUGGAUCCAGCUCUGCCGGCCAACCUCACUCUAAAAGAGCUCCCGACGGUCUCUGCUUCCUUCUCCGCUGCUAAAGAGCUGCUGACCAUGAGCAAACCUUUCCACUCACCUGACAGAGUCUCCGUUGUCGUCUUUCAUUUGCAGGCUGAUGCCAAUAAAGCCUAUAAAGAACUUUCCAGGGAACUCCAGAAAUUUUCUGUUUCCAGAUGCUAUCUGACGACAGAUAAAGAGGCUCCGGGUCUAAUCCACAUGCAGUCUCUGGCCUACCUGAGCGGCUUCCCGUCAUCGAUCAAAGAUACGGAGCAGCUGCGAGUCAAACUGCCUUCAGCCAUAACUAGCAAGAUCAAACAGUUUGAGCUGUAUUCAGAGGCCAGCAUAGCCCUGCUUCACCUGAAAACCCAACAGGACUUCCCUGACCUGACCCAGCAGGCUAAAAAGAACCUGACUCUGGAUGGGAAAGAGCUGAGCAUCAGCCCUGCCUACCUGUUCUGGGAUCUCACAGCUAUCUCGCAGUCUAAACAGGAUGAAGAUGUAUCGGCAAGCCGAUUCGAAGACAACGAGGAGCUCCGCUAUUCGCUGCGUUCUGUGGAGAAACACGCCCCCUGGGUGCGACACAUCUUCAUCGUAACCAAUGGUCAGAUUCCUUCCUGGCUCAACCUGGAUAACCCCAGAGUUACCGUGGUGACGCAUCAGGAUAUUUUCUUGAACAACUCCCACCUGCCCACUUUCAGCUCCCCUGCCAUCGAGACCCACAUCCAUCGUAUCCCGGGACUUUCCCAGAAGUUUAUUUACCUCAAUGAUGAUGUGAUGUUUGGCAAAGACGUUUGGCCAGACGACUUCUACAGCCAUUCCAAAGGACAGAAGGUGUACCUGACUUGGCCAGUUCCUAACUGUGCCGAGGGCUGCCCAGGAUCCUGGAUCAAAGACGGAUACUGUGACAAGGCCUGCAACAACUCUGCGUGUGAUUGGGACGGAGGGGACUGUCUCGGCGCAGGAAACAACCGCUUUCCUGCAGGCGUCGGCGGGGCCGGCCCCGGAGGAGCUGGUGGACCGGUGUGGCAGCUCGGAGGUGGUCUUGGGGGAAUUGGGGGGACGUCAUACUGCAAUCAAGGCUGUGCCAAUUCGUGGCUGGCAGACAAGUUCUGUGAUCAGGCCUGCAACGUGCUCUCCUGUGGCUUCGAUGUCGGCGACUGUGGCCAAGAGCACUUUGGCGAGCUGCACCAUGUGACCCUGCUUAGAAACCAGAGCCUCUACACUCUCCCUCUAGGUGAGACCAGGCCUUAUUUCAGCUUUGAGAAGGUGGCUCGCAGAGUCUCCGAGGCCCACGUCAGGGACAACUCCGUGGUCCGACAUACUUCUGUCGCCAACAAGUGGAAAACCAUUCAUCUGCUGCUCUAUCCGGGACACAACGCCACCCAGGUGCAGUACAACAUCACCUUCCAGAGAGAGGAUGACACUCAGUUCACAAUGAGCUUCAGCUUUGCUGUCGACACACGUGAGGUUCCUCAGACUAAUGCUUCCCGGGGUGGGAGCAAAGAGGCAGAAGAAGAGUCCAAACUCACCCCGUCGCCUGAGCCAGUUAUCCCUUUCUUGGAUAUUCCCGAGGAAAAACGAGGGCCGAAGAUCCAGAAGAACCAACCUGCUGAAUCUCAGGUUCUCGUAGAGGUUCCUUUAGUAAAUGUAUCAGUUUUACCUCCUGUUGUGCAAAAUGAGCUGAAAAGGUUGGAGGAAAAACUUUUAAUAGGUGACAUUACAAUGAAGGGUUAUAAUCUCACCAAGGCUGAACUUCUAAAACCAUAUCGUUCUCCAUCUGAGAAGCAUCAGGACAUGAAUGUACAACCAGGAAAUGUCCAGGGGAGGGCCUAUAAAGACCUGGAGGAAGAUGGAGGUGCAGGUGGAAAUAAAAUGAAGAAAAAUCAAAACUCACAUGAGAAAAUGCAAAGGGAGCCUAUGAAAAAUACACCAACCCCUUCUCUCAUCCUGCCGCACAUUGACAACAAAAUAAAAAAUCUUUUAAAUCCUGAACAUCAUCUUCUCAAUCCUGUAAUUGAGAGGCCCGAGACGUCCAAACUUCACCACAACAUUUCCCAAAAAAGGAGUGAGGAGAUUCCUGCUAAGGCCCCUCUUGGAGUCGGGAGGAAGCUCCAGCACUUCACCUCCUCAGACCGAGGUUUUCUGCCUUGGGAGAGGAGAAAAUAUUUCCAGGCCUUGCUUGAGGAGGAGGAACGUCUUCAGAGAGAGUUUUCCUACAGGACUGAUGGUGCAGCAACAGGACGAAAGCUGCAGGACACCUUUGCAGAGUCGUUGCGCUACGUCAACAAGCUGCUCAACGGCCAGUUUGGCUUCACAUCGCGAAAAGUGCCCGCACACAUGCCACACAUGAUCGACCGUCUCGUCAUGCAGGAGCUCCAGGACACAUUUCCGGAAGAGUUUGACAAAACCUCGGGCCACCGCGUUCGGCACUUUGAGGACAUGCAGUUCGCCUUUUCCUACUUUUACUUCCUGAUGAGCGCUCAGCAGCAGCUCAACGUCUCAGAAGUGUUCGACGAGGUCGACACGGACCACUCGGGCGUUUUGUCGGACCGAGAGAUCCGAACUCUUGCCACCAGGAUCCAUGAACUUCCCCUCAGUCUCCAGGAUCUGACAGGUUUAGAGCAAAUGCUGAUAAACUGCUCCAAAACACUCCCAACUAACCUGACCCAUCUCCACCUGGUGAGCCCCACUCAGGAAGCCUAUUAUGAUCCCAACAUGGUUCCUGUCACAAAAGGCCUGGUCCUUCACUGCAAGCCCAUCACAGAGAAGAUUCAUAAAGCCUUUAGAGAUCAGAACAAAUACAAGUUUGAGAUAAUGGGAGAGGAGGAGAUCGCUUUCAAGAUGGUACGGACCAACGUGUCCCAUGUGGUCGGCCAGUUGGACGACAUCAGGAAGAAUCCCAGGAAGUUCAUCUGUCUGAAUGACAACAUUGACCACAGCCACAAGGACGCUCCCACUGUGAAAGCUGUGUUGAGGGACUUCUAUGAAUCCAUGUUCCCACUGCCUUCCCAGUUUGAGCUUCCCAGAGAGUACCGCAACAGGUUCCUGCAUGUGGAAGAGCUCCAGGACUGGCGGGUGUACCGGGACAAGCUGAAGUUCUGGACCCACUGUGUCCUUGUGACUCUGGUCGUCUUCACCGUUAUGUCCUUCUUCGCUGAGCAGCUCAUUCUGCUGAAGCGAAAGCUGUUCCCCAGACGCAGAGUUAACAGGGACAGCAACCCACAGCGAGUGUGAAAGAGGAAGAAAUGUCUUCUCAUUCUCUCUGGAAGUCGUCCUCCAUUCCUUCUCUCCUCCUCCACAGAGAGACCAGGAAUGGGUCCAGACAAGGUGACUGGGUGGAUGCAACAAUCUGGACUGCAGGGUGCAGAGUUUUGGAGACUGGAAUGAUAGAUGUGGAAGGCAGCAGGAAGAUGCUAUAGCCAGACUUAAAAAAAAAAGGGAAAAACGUGGUGUAAAUUGAAUUUUCCUUCACUGGGGGCAUUUAAGACAAACACUCCUCACAUCAGAUCCUGCCAUCACAUUGACUGUUAAAUUAUGAAACCCUUCUUUGCAGCAGGUUGUAUUAUGAGAUUCUGAAAGUGCACCAGUAUUUUAUAACGGUACAAAUUUCUAAAAUGUUUUUUUUUUUUUUAAGUAAAUGUGUUUUUGUGUUUAAGAGACAUCUAAAGAUGUCAGGUUUGCUGCUGGGAAAAUUGAGCGGAAAGAAAAGUAUUGCUUUUACAGCCUUGGAUUUUUUAGUUUUAAAGAUGUAAAGAUUUUGGUAAAAGUAUUUGAGUUGUGGCUAUUUCAUCUUUGCCGUCUUGAAAAACAUGAUAACAUGAAGUGCCUUCGUUGUUUAUUCCUGUUAGAUUUGAACAUUUUCUUCUAAGCAUCAGAUGCAGCCCACCCUGACCUCCUGGUUUACAGAAACAACGAGCCAGAUGCUGACUGAUGUCAUUACUGUAUGUGAUCGUUGGAGCUGUGUAGUGUGUGAUUUUUCUGCAGCUUUCACAGGCUCCUGCAGGUGUGUCCCUGUGGGACUCGGCAGGCUCGCUGCUGUCUGACAUUCAGACCCCCUCAGCAUGUUUUCUAACUUAUUUUCACUGUGUUAUUGUGACAGUGACUGAUGCAUCUGUUCCAAAUGCCAGAUUGAUAAUGUUGUCUUAUAAAUCGCGCACCAUCUGUUCAAACUUUCUGAUUGUCCAUUUUAACGAUGUUCUGGAUUACAGUGAAAGAAAUGUGAGGGACUAACAGAACCCCGACAUGCAGGUGGUCUCACGUUUUCUUUCUAAGAUGGUGAGCUGGCCUGAUCCUCCUGCAGCAGGGCAUCCUCAAACCAUGACACUUCCACCUCCAUGCUUCACAGAGGGUUUGAGGUAAUGGUUGAAUCUGGAAUGUUGUCUUUGGUUUAUAACAAAUGUGUCCAAAAAUUCAAAUUUAAGACUCCUCUGACCAAAGAUUAUUUUUCCAGAAGUCCUGGAAGGCUGAAUGUUGUCUCAUCAUAGUCUCAUAAAUUGUUCGACAUCAGUUCAAACUGUUUUGUACUACAGUGACAGAAAUGUGAGCGACUCAUAGACGUCGGGAAGUCCAGUAUUCCAAGAUGCUGAAGAACUUACUUGGGAAAAGGACUCCUCACAUUCAGUCAGUGGUUUGUCAAAUUUAAAUACAUUUUUAUUGGGUUAGUCAUCCUGAUGUUUCUGGGGCAUUUUUUAUGUUAUGUUGAAGGAACAACCUGCCUUUAUCUAAUCAUUUCUGCUUCUUGAUGUAUUUGAAAUAGGAUAUUUUUCUAAAAUUUGAUUUGUAUGACAAACAAAUUCUUUCUUAGGGUAAAAAGAAAAGCCGAAUUUAAUCAGCAUCCACAUUCGGACAUCAUCAGCAUAAAUCUCAUUUUAAUUUUGGGGUAUUUUAUUAUGGAUUUGAACAGUUCUUUUUAUGGGGUGAAACCUUUAUACCUAUUUGAAUUUCUUGUGGAACUUAUUUAUACAGGCUCAAAUAUAAACACAUGCUAAUACCAUUAAUAUUUGGUUAAAUUACCAAAUUGCACAGAAAAGACAGUUUUGCAGUCAUCAGCAAGUUUUGCAGAAUAAUUCUGGCUAAGGUUUUCCAGCACUUGCCUGUCUUUUAAGCAUUAUCCAUAACAUUUCCAAUACAGUUGAUUCCAGAAGCUUCAGGUUGUCCUGUUGGAACCCCCACUUGUGUUUUAGUUUCCACCACCUAGCUGUUGAUCUGAGGUGUUAAAACUCUCAUUGUAGAUUAAAGAAACUAAAGAAAAAAUUUUUUAUAUUGUACCUUGUAUCAUAUGAGUGGUUUAAAUGCAUCAUUAACUUCUCAGUACCUCAAUGAGCAGUUAAUGUGCUUGAAUUAAUUAUGUGGCGUUACCCAUGGUUAGCUCUAAAUAAAAAGCCUGCAGACAUCAUUGGUUUGCAGAAAAAUGGCCACACACAAAGGAAAAGGCUGCUAGAAAAUUCACCUAAGAGAACAGUUGACAGAGGAUCUAGGUGUUCAGUGUUAGAGGGUCAGUUGCAGUCUGCAAGACAUCCUCAAAUGUACAGAAUGUUGUUGCCACCAGGGCAGAGCUUGCUUAGUGAAGACUUUUGAGCAAGAAGGGCAGCAAAGAAACACUCUCCUGUUACAAGAAAACAUCCUGAAAUGCUCCAAAAAGGAAAGCAGAACAAUUGUAAAGUGUUGUUGUUCCUGACCAUUCCUCAGUCCAGUUGUUUGGCUUUUUUGGAAAAUCAUUUGUGUACUGCCAAUAAAACCGAAACAAUCCA
Molecule: messenger RNA, 6380 nt
Organism: Girardinichthys multiradiatus
Lineage: Eukaryota; Metazoa; Chordata; Actinopteri; Cyprinodontiformes; Goodeidae
Gene: gnptab
Product: N-acetylglucosamine-1-phosphate transferase subunits alpha and beta
Exons: 21
Coding region: 127-3864 (1245 amino acids)
Biological process (GO): carbohydrate phosphorylation; N-glycan processing to lysosome
Cellular component (GO): Golgi apparatus
Molecular function (GO): UDP-N-acetylglucosamine-lysosomal-enzyme N-acetylglucosaminephosphotransferase activity; calcium ion binding
Source: RefSeq, a predicted model, not a curated record